Messenger RNA from Amphimedon queenslandica, 2155 nucleotides. RefSeq lists its product as uncharacterized. The coding region runs from base 42 to 2000 and encodes 652 amino acids. NCBI's taxonomy places the organism in Eukaryota, Metazoa, Porifera, Demospongiae, Haplosclerida, Niphatidae. The transcript has 4 exons. The record is from RefSeq and is a predicted model, not a curated record.
AAGCACUAUUAUUCCCAGCAGUGAAUACCAUUUACAGUCCAAUGGAAAAGCUAUCAUUUCUAUUUCUCAUUAUAUUAAACUGUGGCAUUGGCUGGAGUAUUGAAGGAUGCAGGUUUUGUUAUACCAAGCUACCCAAUGCUACACUUGGAUGUGAUCCUUAUUUAUCAGUUAAUAGGUCUAUUUCUUUAAUAUGUGCCAUUGAGAGACCUGAUUCUGCUAGUCUUGAUAUUAAGUGGUUUUUCCAAGGUUCUGACUCCACAAAUGCAACACAAAUCAGUUCAGAUUCAAAUCACACAAUUACAGUCAACAGUACAGAAACCUCACACCAAUCGGUAAUGGCCCAGUCCACGCUUACUAUUACACCAUUCUCUGUUGGACAGUAUUGGUGUCAAGCAUUUAAUGGUAGCAAUGGUUUGGGAAAGAUUCAAAGAUUGGAGAUUUUUGAUGAUUAUGAAAGAUUAGAUCUAGAACCCUGUACUGUUCCAAUAGCUGAGUCUGUGCAUAAGUGCAAUGAUAUAAUUGAAAAUGGUGACUUUUAUUCUGUCUGUCCUAUUUUAUCAGUUAGUAGUAGUAGCAGCAUUUUAACUACUUCAACGGCUUAUAUUGAAAGCACUACUAGUUUAUUAUAUUUGUCAUCAUUGACUUUUAGUUCUAGUGUAUUUGAUGAUAUGCCUCCUUUAAGUACUGUAUUUUUAUCAUCAAGUACUACAUACACAGUGAAAACAUCAUCAUACUUAGUAAAUCCACCUCCAUCAAAUUUACCUAUUGAUCCAAAGCCAAGAGGUUCUUUUCACAUAUGGGUCUACGUGCUAGGAGGACUGAUUGGAGUUCUUGUUAUUCUUAUAAUAGUGCUCUCUCUCAUCUGUAUCGGAUUAUGCCUGACGAAACCAAAAGGGAAACACACAGCAGAUAGACGACAAAGGACAAAUGAUCACUGCACUAGAAGGGAGUCAGAAGAGAUUACUAAUAUGCAGCGUCCACCAACUGCAAUGACUGAUUUAAUACCGUUGAGCCCAUUACCACGCGAACUGGACAACCCAUCUUCACUUUACGAUGCACUGGAUCAAGAUUAUGAAGACUUAGAUGAACAAAAUGAUACAGACUUGGCUACAAAGCCACCGGCUCGAUAUCACGAACAAGGACCAUCUAUUGGAACAAGUACUAUCUUACGCUCUCAUCCUCCUCUCCAACAAACUUACUCUGAAAUUGGAGCUGUAGGAGAAUCUACACAUCCACCACAUCUUCCUUCUUUGACUGGUUACGGGAAACUGGAUCACUCACGACCGCGACAAAACUAUUAUCCAAAAAAGGACUCGCCGCUUUUGUCUGGCUAUCGUAAAUUAGAACAUGUGCAGAAUGAGUUCAGAGCCACUACACUACCCCAGCAGUCUGGCUAUGCUAAUAUUGAUGUUCCUGGGACUGUACAAGGGGGACACAUGCGAUCAAUAUCCUUACCUAACAGCGAAUAUAGCAAUUUGAAUCAGUCUCGAAGUAGCUCCGAGCCUAAUACCCCUUUUUGUGAACGGCCUAUGAGAAAGCGUUAUGCUAAUUUUGAAAUAAUAGAAGCGAAUAGUAUUGAUGGAAUGGAUGAUACAAGAGAGUCGUCUGAUGACUACCAUAUGCUGUCUGAUGCCACUGCUGAGCAAGUACAAGAAGAGUAUGAGUAUCUCCCUUCGUGUGACGAUGAACUACACGAUUUGGAACGUAGUCCUGAAGGAUUGCAUCUUUCCUUGGGAAAAGAGCAUAUUCAUAAUCAGCUCCUUGGUUCUCUUAGUAAGGAUCCGUUAGCUGAGAAGAUAUCUGUUGCAUCUUCUCAAAGUAGUGCCGAUUUUACUGGGCCGUUCUUUUUUCCUCAUAUGGCGACACAGUUUGAUGAAGCAAUAAGUCCAGACAGCAGUGAUGCUCAUCAUUUGUAUAAACCACUAGAUGUAUCUACAAUGGACCCAGAGAAAAGCUACGCUAUGAUCAGUGUCCAAAAACUCGGACCAACUAACCACUAAGCUAUAUAUUGUGAGUGCUUUUAGCAAUUAUUAUUAAUUUGUAGCAUAUUUCAGUUUUGUUAUCAUUUUUUGUAUUUUAAUCCGCCUUUGUUUUAUUAAAUUAAAUUAGAGAAAUUACAAAUAAUGAUAUCUAUUUAAUUCAAUUUAGUGUGCAA